UUACUGUUUCCAUAAUGCUCACCCAAUAAACUAUGCAGUUCAUUUUCACGUCCUCCUGAAAAUGAAAGCUUUCGUGUAAUUUAAUCAAAUAAAUCAGACGUAAGGAUAAUUAAAAUGUAAGAGCAAAGAAAUGAAAGGAGAGUGAAGCGCUUAUUGGAUAGGGGUGGAUGUUCGUACAGAUUUAAUAACAAUUUAUAAGGGUAAUUGUUACGUAGUGCGAUUUGAUAAGAAAUAAUCGAGUGUGGGGUCCAAUUUAACUCCUCUAAGAGCCCGCUUUUCCCGCCUCAGUUAAACUUAUCUGAUUUUUUUUCGAAUGUAUUUACAUAGUAAGUUAACUAUCGCCCAAGAGAAAAUAAAAGCCGGCCCUAAAUGUCAUGUAACAGUCGCAAAAUUAAAAUGGGUUAGGUCAGGCGUCGUAACGGGUAGAAGGGUUGAAAUUUCCUCGGGCGGCAGCUGUAUACGUUAAACUGUCCAGUUUUAAAAUGUAUUUAACUUUUGUAGUUCCGAGAAAGAAAAUACGAUAUGGAGGUAGAUAGUGAAGAAAACUUUAGAAAAGUGAUACAAAGAAACAAUUGCCCCGCCUCUUCAUUUCCAUCGGAAGCGUCAAUCACCAAGAAUUUUGUCGACUUUAUUGACACUAGCAAAAGUUUAGAUCACGAUCCAAAUGUGCAAGCUAUGCAAUCCUCGUAUUAUCCUAAUCGAGGUGACAUUCCUAGCGCUACGGAAUUAAGCGAAAGUGCUAUUUUAGAAGCUCUCAAUGCACUUAUAAAAGCCGUGAAUACACUAACAGUAGAUGUCCGUAACCAACACCAGGUUAUUGACCGACUCAGAGUCUUACUAGAAAACUGCAAUAUUUGCAAUUCCGCUUCUAUAACCACUCAACCGACAUGCGGCACGCACCCCCCGCAAUGUUUCGCUCGCGUGCAAUGCCAAGACACACCUAACGGUCCCAGAUGCGGACCGUGUCCCUACGGAUUUGUCGGAAACGGAUACGAAUGCACGGCCGUUCGUACAUGCCGAGAUUAUCCCUGUUUCCACGACGUCCAGUGCAGGGAUACCGAUCACGGUUACGAAUGCGGUCCGUGUCCAGCAGGAUACGAGGGGGACGGAGAGCAUUGUGCUAAACGUAGCGGAUGCGAAUACAGCCCCUGUCAUCCAGGUGUACAGUGCAUUCCAAUAAACGCUCAUCCCUUUUACCGAUGUGAAGGCUGCCCGCCUGGAUUUACCGGCAAUGGAACAGCGUGUCGGGAUAUAGACGAGUGCGAUCUGGAAGAACCUUGUCAUCCAGAUGUCGAAUGCACAAACUUAAAUCCGGGCUAUCGUUGCGGACCUUGUCCGCCAGGGUACACCGGAAGCUCCGGAUUUUCAGGUAUUGGUCUCGAGGAAGCUCGGUUCAGACGACAAGACUGUCACGACAUUGACGAAUGCGCCGAGGGAAUCGCAAACUGCGUUCCUCACUCGUAUUGCCGAAACUUAGAGGGCUCUUACAGAUGCGAAGGGUGCGACCCGGGAUACAUGGGGAACCAAUCUAUGGGCUGCCAUACUGAACUGGGUCUUUGCCCCGAUGGAAGUCGUUGUCACCAACACGCCGAGUGCUACCAAAUCAUGUACGGACGGUACGGUUGUAAAUGCAAGAUUGGGUUUGCCGGUGAUGGCGUCGUCUGCGGGCCGGAUCAGGACUUAGACGGUUGGCCUGAUUUUACCUUGAACUGUCGAGAUCCGAGAUGCAAAAAGGUAAAUACUCGCGUUUAUUCAAAGCAAGCUAACGUAAAGAUUGAGGAAAGACAAUGGAGAAGCAAAAGAGCACAUGCACGACACAGUAUGUUACGUAAUAAAGGUGGAACAUUCGAUUCCAAUCUUAAAAAGCUCUCAUAAGCUAUAGUUUAAAUUUUCUCUUACUCUUAACAAUUACAACUUAGUGCAACUAUGUAAAUGUACUUAUCUAAUAAACUUGUGUACUGUA
Messenger RNA from Photinus pyralis (common eastern firefly), 1963 nucleotides. Its product is annotated as thrombospondin-3a-like. Gene Ontology annotation, molecular function: calcium ion binding. The record is from RefSeq and is a predicted model, not a curated record. The transcript is spliced from 5 exons. The coding region runs from base 523 to 1875 and encodes 450 amino acids. NCBI's taxonomy places the organism in Eukaryota, Metazoa, Arthropoda, Insecta, Coleoptera, Lampyridae.